Anopheles cruzii is the source of this 2428-nucleotide messenger RNA. It is a transcript of the gene MCU, whose product is annotated as calcium uniporter protein, mitochondrial. The transcript is spliced from 7 exons. Gene Ontology annotation, molecular function: calcium channel activity; uniporter activity. The record is from RefSeq and is a predicted model, not a curated record. Gene Ontology annotation, cellular component: uniplex complex; mitochondrial inner membrane. The coding region runs from base 194 to 1462 and encodes 422 amino acids. NCBI's taxonomy places the organism in Eukaryota, Metazoa, Arthropoda, Insecta, Diptera, Culicidae. Gene Ontology annotation, biological process: mitochondrial calcium ion homeostasis; calcium import into the mitochondrion.
GGUCCUGUGGGUGAAAGUGAAUUUCGUUCGAGCUCGGGUUUGUGUCGUGUCCGUGUUCCAUUGUCCGGAGUGUCCGUGUCGCGUGAGUUAGGAUUAAGUGAUCCCAAAAAAAGAGAAUAGGAAACUCGUGUGGUCAACUCUUCUUAGCUGGAGUUUAGUGUCCUGCUCGUGCGUGAAACCGUGAACAAAAUCGAUGGCAGCCCCAGCGGCCAGUGGCCAGUUCCGGCACCUUUUCCGGUGCUCCCCGACCAUGCUGCUCGGAUCGGAGUAUUCCCUCUUCGGGCUCGGCAGCCUAGCUAGGAACCAAUCGAGGUCAAAGAGUGUAUGGAUUAUAGGAACAAAUCGAUUUUUCUGCACCGGCAGCGGUCGCAGCAGCAGCAGCAGCACUACUUCUAGCACCAGCACCAGCUACAGGAGCAACCGGAAAUGUGGCCUCACUCCCCGUGCCGUCGGCUGCCACGAGUGCUACAGCACCACCACCGCCAGCAGCAGAAACGCCGACACCACUAGCAGCAAUAUAACGCCCGAAGAUGUGACCGUCCGGUACUACCGCGGACUGCCCCAUGUCACCGUGCCACUGCCAUCGCGAAGCGAACGCUGCCAGUUCACGCUCCGACCGGUCACGCACUCCGUCGGCGACUUUCUCGAGAUGCUCAAGAAGGAGGACCGCGGUAUCGACCGGGCGGCAAUACUGAACCGCGACGGUGUCCGGAUAGCGGCCGCCUGCUCCAUCGAGAACCUGAUGGAUGACGAAUUCUGGCUGCACCUAAACGACCGACAAUACUACGUGAAGCCACCGAAACGAGAAAAAAUUACCUCAGAAGAAAUUACUAGACUAGGGGAUGUUCAGGCACUCGUAGCACAGCUGUACGAGGCUCUACACGUGGGCGAGCAUCAGGUUCACAAGGAACGCGAACUUCACGGCAAACUGGAAGAGCUGAACGAAAAGCUUGGCCCACUGGAAGUGAAAAAGUCAGAGCUAGAUCAGAAGGCAGCGCGUAGGACGAACGCCCUAACCUGGGUCGGAUUAGGUCUGAUGUCGGUACAGUUCGGUGUGCUGGCACGGCUCACCUGGUGGGAGUACUCGUGGGACAUUAUGGAACCGGUGACAUACUUCGUCACGUACGGCACAGCAAUGGCCGCCUAUGCCUAUUUCGUUCUAACAAAGCAGGAGUAUCUGCUACCAGACGUGAAGGAUCGCCAGCAUCUGAUUACACUGCACAAGGCGGCGAAGAAAGCGGGCAUCAAUCUGGCCGAGUAUAAUGAUAUAAAACGCCAGAUCGCAGAGAUCGAGCACGAUUUGCGGCGGCUGCGUGAUCCACUUUAUAUGCACCUUCCUGCGCCACCACCGAAAAGUAGGACGUUCAGCGCGUCCGAGAUAGCGAACUCGAAGAAGCAGCAGCAGCUACAGAAAGCUGCCCUUGAAGCGGCCAGCAGUACGACGUCGAAAAGUAAAAACUAAUCGCUGCUGCCGAUCGACGUUAGGUGGUCGCGACAAAACAGGGGGUUUCUUUUUAGCACAACGAUUCAAGUUGACAACUCCAAGUUGAAAGAAGAGAACGUAACGGAACGCGCGGAUGGCAGCAGAACAAUCGUGAAUGGUGCAUCGUCUCAGUGAACGUUAAGGGACGAGGAAGCACAAAAUGAAAAGGUUGUAAAAUCAUGAUAUAGUCAAAACAAUCACUUUUCCUGCUCGUCGGAGCAGUUCAGGGGGCCGAAACAAAAAGGAGAAAACCAAGCACAACUUCAAACACGCACAACCACAUCGCGGAAGGCAGCACGCGAGUAACGGCUGCGCAGCAAUGGUAAUCGAAAUCACGUGGUAACGGAACCCAGCGGUUCUCCCUUAGUUGGCUCGUCGAAGUGCAAUAUGAGCCAACCGAAGAGGUUAAAAGGAUCAAGGCCCGUACUUAUUAUACGCACAAGGAACAGUAAUGCCCGCAGUAAGACUAUUUUGUAUGGAAAGUGUUGAACGGAGCGAUGGCUCUGCUUUACCUUUGUUUGUGCAUCGUCCUGGUUUAUUUCUAACUAUGUUUGUGUACUAUCUCUGUGUUUCUAUGUUUGUACGUUCGUUGUUUUUGGCAAGGAGGAAAAUGCUGAUUGAAACAAGCAUUAAAACAAUGGCUUGCGUGGAGCAAAAAAUCGUGCUCGAAUCAGACUGACCAAAACCAGUCCAGUACUUUAACGAAUCUCUUCUCUACAACGGAAUGUUAGCACUCUAAUUAUUUGCAUCGAAUGAAGGUUAGUUUUCUAUUUAUGCUUGAAACUUGAUACGUUUCUCGCUGUUAAAAAGCAUCGUAAUUACUUCCCAAACGCUUCGCCAGGGUUUAAAGUUACCCACGGAGCUCAAUUUUAUGGUUGAUCGAUCGGACGAUAAAAAAACAAUGUUGAACGUUAAUGGUUCCAAUAGUGUGUUACGUCAUUACUA